AUGUCUGCUAAUAGUAUCAAGGUCGUGGCCCGGUUCCGGCCCCAGAACCGGAUCGAGCUGGAGUCUGGCGGCAAACCGAUCGUGUCAUUCAGCUCGGAUGACUCUUGCACCCUUGAUUCCAGGGAGGCCCAAGGUUCCUUCACCUUCGACAAGGUCUUUGACAUGGGAUGCAAGCAGCAGGACAUCUUCGACUUCUCCAUUCGACCCACCGUCGACGACAUCCUCAAUGGCUACAACGGCACCGUCUUCGCCUACGGCCAGACGGGCGCCGGAAAGUCGUACACCAUGAUGGGCACCAACAUCGACGACGACGAGGGCCGAGGUGUCAUACCGCGCAUCGUCGAGCAGAUAUUCGCCAGCAUCAUGUCGAGCCCCAGCACGAUAGAGUAUACCGUCCGCGUGAGCUACAUGGAAAUCUACAUGGAGCGAAUUCGAGAUCUGCUGGCGCCGCAAAACGAUAACCUGCCCGUGCACGAGGAGAAAAACCGUGGAGUCUACGUCAAGGGCUUGCUCGAAAUCUACGUCUCGAGCGUGCAGGAGGUCUACGAGGUCAUGAGAAGGGGAGGCAACGCGCGUGCCGUUGCCGCCACCAACAUGAACCAGGAGUCGUCCCGGUCGCAUUCCAUCUUCGUCAUCACCAUCACGCAGAAGAACGUCGAGACCGGCUCGGCCAAGAGCGGCCAGCUGUUCCUCGUCGACUUGGCCGGCAGCGAAAAGGUCGGCAAGACGGGCGCCAGCGGCCAGACGCUCGAGGAAGCAAAGAAGAUCAACAAGAGCUUGAGCGCGCUCGGCAUGGUCAUCAACGCCCUGACCGACGGGAAAUCUUCGCACAUCCCGUACCGAGAUUCCAAGCUGACGCGGAUCCUGCAAGAAUCGCUCGGAGGCAACAGCCGGACGACGCUCAUCAUCAACUGCUCCCCCAGCAGCUACAACGACGCCGAGACGCUGAGCACGCUGAGGUUCGGCACCCGUGCCAAGUCCAUCAAGAACAAGGCCAAGGUCAACGCCGAGCUGAGCCCGGCCGAGCUCAAAUCGCUGCUGAAGAAGGCCCAGGGCCAGGUGACCAACUUUGAAAGCUACAUCCAGAAUCUCGAGGGCGAAAUCCAGCUCUGGCGCGCCGGAGAAGCCGUUCCCAAGGACAGGUGGGCCCAGCCAGCCGCCGCCGACGGCGUGGCGGGCGCCCGGGCCGAUGCGAGAUUCCAUCGUCCGGCCACCCCAUCCCGGCUGAUGCCCGACAGCCGAUCGGAGACGCCCGGCUUCUCCGAUCGUUCGGCCACGCCCAGCCUGCUGCUGGAGAAGGACGAGCGCGAGGAGUUCCUGCGACGGGAAAACGAACUGCAGGAUCAGCUCGCCGAGAAAGAAACGAUGGCGACGGCGGCCGAGAAGAGUCUCUGCGAGACCAAGGAGGAGAUGGCCUAUCUCAAGGAUCACGACAGCAAGCUGGGCAAGGAGAAUGAGCGGCUCACGACGGAGGUGAACGAGUUCAAAAUGCAGCUCGAACGGUUGACGUUUGAGAGCAAGGAGGCACAGAUCACGACGGAUGCGCUCAAGGAGGCCAACUCGGAGCUCACCACCGAGCUGGACGACGUCAAGCAGCAAUUCUUGAACGUCACCAUGAGCGCCAAGGAGACCGGGGCGGCGAUUGGCGAGAAGGAGAAGAAGAAGGCGGAGAAGAUGGCGGAGAUGAUGGCAGGCUUCGACCUCGGCGGCGACGUCUUUGGCGACAACGAGCGCUCGCUUCAGCAGGCGAUCCAGCACAUCGACGCUCUCCACGAGCACAGCAAGCUCGGCGAGAGCAUCGCGCCCGACCAGUUCGACACCCUCCGAGCCAAGUUGGUCGAGACGCAGGGCAUCGUCCGGCAGGCAGAGCUGUCCAUGUACGGCGCCUCCACCGGUGACAUGCAUGCCCUGCGGAGACGAGAGCUCGAGGAUAGGCUCGAGGCGGUCCAGCGGCAGUACGAGGACGUGUUGACGCGCAACCUCGACGAGAGCGACGUCGAGGAGGUCAAGUCGCGUCUCGAGAAUGCGUACACCGACCGCCUGGCGGCACAGGUGCAGCUUGUCGAGCAGCUCAAGGCGGAGAUGGCGCAGAAGGCGUCGGAAAACGCACGGAUGAGGACGUUGAUGGAGGGCCUCCAGCAGCGCAUCAAGUCCGGCACCUCGACGCCGACGGCCAACGGCAAGACGGUUCAUCAGCAGAUUGCCGAGUUCGACAUCAUGAAGAAGAGCCUCAUGCGCGACCUUCAAAACCGGUGCGAGCGUGUGGUGGAGCUGGAAAUAUCGCUCGACGAGACGCGUGAGCAGUACAACAACGUGCUGAGGUCGUCCAACAACCGUGCCCAGCAGAAGAAGAUGGCCUUUUUGGAAAGGAACCUGGAGCAGCUUACCCAGGUGCAGCGGCAACUGGUCGAGCAGAACUCGGCUCUUAAGAAAGAGGUUGCCAUCGCCGAGCGCAAGCUCAUCGCGAGGAACGAGCGCAUCCAGAGCCUGGAGAGCCUCCUCCAAGACAGUCAAGAGAAGAUGGCAGCUGCCAACCACAAGUUUGAGGUCCAGCUCGCCUCGGUCAAGGAACGCUUGGAAGCGGCCAAGGCGGGCACCAGCACUCGCGGACUUGGCAUCGGCGGCACCGGCUUCAACUUUGCCAGCGCUGGUAGCCGGAUCGCGAAACCCCUGCGGGGCGGCGGCGGCGACAACGCGCCAACCGUUCCGACGAUCCAAGGCCUCCAGAACGAAGGAGCGUCGAACAAACGGAGCAGCUGGUUCUUCAACAAGGCGUAG
Drechmeria coniospora is the source of this 2778-nucleotide messenger RNA. Its product is annotated as kinesin. Bases 1 to 2778 code for a protein of 925 amino acids. Gene Ontology annotation, biological process: mitotic spindle organization; microtubule-based movement. Gene Ontology annotation, molecular function: microtubule binding; ATP binding; microtubule motor activity. The record is from RefSeq and is a predicted model, not a curated record. Lineage: Eukaryota; Fungi; Ascomycota; Sordariomycetes; Hypocreales; Ophiocordycipitaceae. The transcript is spliced from 3 exons.